This is a messenger RNA of Hevea brasiliensis (rubber tree), 960 nucleotides long. RefSeq lists its product as uncharacterized. Lineage: Eukaryota; Viridiplantae; Streptophyta; Magnoliopsida; Malpighiales; Euphorbiaceae. The coding region runs from base 1 to 960 and encodes 319 amino acids. The record is from RefSeq and is a predicted model, not a curated record. The transcript is spliced from 3 exons.
AUGAUAUUCUCAUCUAGAGAGGAUGUCCAAAAAGCUACCAAACAAUAUCAUUUACAUAGGCACCAUGAGUUUUGUAAUGAGGAGACAAAAAGUAGAACAUAUGCCAUCAGGUGCAAAGACAUAAAGAGCAAUUGCAAGUGGAGAUUGCAUGCCUCACGGGGGAAAGGAAGUGAUAUAUGGAAAAUUACGCGAUAUAACAGACCGCAUACAUGUGUUAAUCCAUCACUGUCACAAUAUCAUAAGCAAUUAGAUAGCAAAUUUAUAUCUGAUUUCAUUCUCGCUAUUGUACGUGAACAACCCAGUGUGAAGAUAGGAGCGUUACAGUCCAAAAUCAAAGAUAAGAACCCUGAAAGUAUGUUCUUCAUUGAAGAUGAUCCUUUUUUUGUUAAUAAUAGAUUAGAUCUUGCUUAUCGGGUUUUCGAUAGAAUGUUUUGGGCAUAUAAACAAACAAUAGAAGGAUUCAAGAACUGUCGACCGGUUAUAUUCAUAGACUCAACUUUUUUAUAUGGAAAGCACAAAGGAUGUUUAUUUUGUGCAACAACACUUGAUAGUAGUAACCAUAUUUUCUCAAUUGCGUGGGCAAUAGUUGACAGUGAAAAUACAAGGAACUUGGAUUGGUUUAUGUCUUGUUUGAGGGUGUUUGUGACAGAUCAUAAAGGAAUAUGUGUUAUAUCAGAUAGACAUAUUGCCAUAAAAAAGUGUGUUGAUUAUUUGGACACACGCCGCACGACCCUCUGUGAGCAACUGCAAAUGGGCUUCAAAUUUACACCAGCAUGUCGUCAAAUAUUACUUGACAAUUUAAAUGAGCAAACUCAUAUAAUGUCUGAAUCUUUAACCGCGAUUGUGGUGAAUUUGAAGUUUGGAAGGGAAGAUCUAAAACGAAGCAUGUGGUCAAACUUGAUGAAAGGAUAUGCACAUGCGGGAAGUUUCAAGAAACACGCAUUCCAUGUUCCCAUGUGA